UCUUAUGAGAAAUGUCUAACAUUUUGAUUUAUUUAUUUAUUUAUUUAUUUGCAAAAUUUUGAACUACUUUCAUUGGUAGCAUGAAAAAGACUUAUGUUAUGUGCUAUAAUUGUGUAUUUUGAGUGUAUUUUCUAUUAGUUUGGCCUACCCAUAAUAGGCAGCAUUGCUAUUGUGAGGUAAUUUUAUGGUUCCAUAUUAGGUAGAACAACCUCUUCUCUACCUUUCAUGCUUGUUCUCUUGUUUAGUUGUAGUUUUGGUGUAAUUGAUGUCAUUUCACAUCUUUAAAAAAAGGUUAUAUUUUGUAGGCCUCUUGUCAUACAUCAUUGAUCAUGUUUGUGGGUGAUUAAUAGGUUUCUAUAUGGUCUUUUCUACAAGAAAGUUUUCUUGAGUUGUUCCCCCCAUGGAAAAUGAAAAGAAGGAAUAAGUUGGAGAAAGCGGGUCUGUGGUUUCAGUUUAGAAUCUUUCCAAGAUGAAAAUUGGAGAAUUUAGGAUUCUGUUUUGUAAAUACUCAUUUUACUAAGAUAGGCUGUUCAUUUUUUUUUUCACUUCCCUUUAUAUAAACAAAAGAUGGGGGCUAAUUGUUGUGUGGCUGCGAGAGAAAAACCCUUGCCAGAUAGGGGUAGUCGUGAACUUUCUAGUUAUAGGAAUGCUAGACAUUCACCAUCGUGGAGCUUUCGAUGGGACAAUCGGACUCAUAUAGAGGAUAUCAUGGAGAACCCUUCUCGGUUUUCUCAACAUAGAAGUGGUCAUGUUGGCUCUGAAAGUAAGAGUUCAGGCACCACAGAAACUGAAGGUCUUUCAGAUGGAGGGAGCCCGUCACUUAAUAUUCAGCCCCUCAAGGGGCAGAAGGAAGUAGGAAUUUCCGGAAGCUCUAGAUCAGUCAAUCCCGAUAAAUUCACAAGGAGCAAAUUUACUACUGAGGAGAAGGAUCCUGUUACGUCCUCAGUGAAACCAAGUGCUUCAGAUACAAAAUCCUCAAUCUCUACUUCCUCUUCCUCACCAUCCGAAGUUGCAGAAGCUUCAUCUUCUCGUAGCUGCUCUCUUCAAUCACACCCAUAUCCUUCCAGAAAAACUCGACGCUCAGAUGGCUCGUCUGCUGGAGGAUAUCAUGGUGGCUCCUCAGAUAGCUGGUCAAUGAGAACAUUCACCAAGCUUGUUGCGACCUCUUCAAACAGAGAACGGUGGUCCUUAGACAGCGAUACAUCUAGCUCAGCCAACACCAAUAUAUCAAGAUCAUCAUUUACCUCAUCUGAUCUCAACACUUGCAGAGUAUGCUCAAAGCUAUUGGAGGAGAAAUCUCCAUGGAGUGGUCAGAGGAUAGUCUCUACAAAUGAACUACCAGUAGGUGCGGUUCUCAUAUGUGGUCAUGUGUAUCACGCUGAUUGCUUAGAGAGCAUAACAUCAGAAACAGACAGAUAUGACCCUCCUUGCCCUAUGUGCACCAAAAUUUCAUUUAAAGCUGAGGUGAAGACAAGGAGCAAGGUCUCUAGGAGAGCUGUAGCUGAUAUUGAUGUGGAUGUGGAUCCUUUAUCCAGUGGCCCGAAACAGGGUGGAAGAGGUCCAUUCAUGAGGCGG
Messenger RNA from Asparagus officinalis (garden asparagus), 1575 nucleotides. Its product is annotated as suppressor protein SRP40-like. Lineage: Eukaryota; Viridiplantae; Streptophyta; Magnoliopsida; Asparagales; Asparagaceae. Gene Ontology annotation, molecular function: metal ion binding. The record is from RefSeq and is a predicted model, not a curated record. The annotation marks the transcript as partial. The transcript has 4 exons.